Molecule: messenger RNA, 1671 nt
Organism: Seminavis robusta
Lineage: Eukaryota; Bacillariophyta; Bacillariophyceae; Naviculales; Naviculaceae
Source: the annotation of a GenBank genome assembly
AUGGCCUUGUUGAAUAAUGAUCCUUCCACUCUACUACGAGCUCCACAAUUAUUCAGAUCAUCAAGAUUCUUCCGAGACCAAAACCUAGCUGGACACCCAAAGUGGAACCAGGCGGCCAAGUUUGCAGACAAAUGCCCACGACGGACGACUGCUGCAAGUAGCGCUUCCACCAAUGCGAAAUUGCGGACCGGGAGCCCCUUUGCUCUGUUUCAAAAUUCCACAUUGGUAUCGAACGACUAUGUGGCAAAACUGGCACAGCAGGCUAUGGAGGUCAGCUUUCAACGAUUUGAUAUUGUGACGGGAUUUCACAGACAACAACAGCAAUAUACAUCAUCACAAUGCAUACAAGCAUCGCUGGACUGCUACCAAACCACCCACUGGAAGCCAAAACAGAAACCACCGACGGCAUUCGAUCGGUGCUGGUGUUUGCAGGUGGACUUUUAUAGUGGAAAAGUUGCCUAUCUCUCCAAGAAAGGCCUCUAUGAAGGCGAGGGUAAAAAUGCUUCCUUGGAUUCCUGGGAAUCCGAUUUUUAUGCAAAUCUACAAUUGGCAAUGAAUUCCAUACAACUGGCGGUACAGGAAUAUAAGCAACAUCUACCACAGCAGGGAGUCACAUAUAUGCUCUUCAACUUGUGGGAUGAACCAAUGUUGUUUGUUCCAUCCGAUAACAUUGAUAAGCUCAAGACACUACCACAAUUGUCACCUGGGCAUCCAGGACAUGAUUUCUUGGAAAUCAACAGAAAGAAAUGGUUCAGUUUUGAUGCUUCCUUUUAUCAUCUUGAUAGUGUCAUGGGCAGGGAUGUUUGCGGGGACUUUCCUGUCUUUUCAUGGUCGGUCAAUCCUCUGCACAGUUUCGACAUUCUUGCUCCACACAAGCAUGGUGGUGAUUGCCAAGGAAUGUUCCUGGAUCCCAAGAUUCCCAAUAUACCAUGGGAAGAGAAAACAGACACGGUCUCAUUUUAUGGGAACAUCUUCAGCUGUGAUUCGGAAGAACAUCACAACCACAGAAACCGCCUUUGUGGCAUGGUAGCUCGCAAGUGGAAGCAAGAGAUAGAGCAAAGAUUCAAUGUGGCUGUGGAUAUCCCAGUCCGCAAUGAUAAGCACAAGACACCCACUGACCAGGCAGCAAGCAAGUUCUUGAUCCUCAUGGAUGGAGUGGUGGCUGCAUUCCGUUCCACCUGGUACCUUGCUUCUGGCAGUGUCAUUUUGGCAACCUGUAAUCAUGUGGACUUUCGCACUGUCAUGAUGAUCCCAUAUGUACAUUACAUCCCCUUCUCUCCCAUGGAUUUGGAGUUUGAUGGGUUUAUGGAUGCCCUGGCAAUGGUGGCAGACAAUGAUGACUAUGCACGUUGGGUGGGAGACAAUGCCAGAAGGCUUGGAAAAGUCCUGACAAGCAAGGGUGACCAAUACGAUUUUGGAGAGCACUGGGAUAGGCUCUAUUUUGCACAAGUGAUUCAGCAUUACAGCUGGCGCUACUCAAUCAAGGAAGACCACGAUCCUGCAAAACACGAUUUCACAACAGACCGAAGCUGUGAAACGUUCAGCAAAGUCUCUCCACAACAAUCUAUAAUAAGGUUUGGAUGCUUCAAUGAGACCUAUGCCUGCAGCAAUGUUUUGCAGGAUGGAUCCGUGGAUAAUCCAUACAUGAAGUUUGUGGAAGCGGUUACGUAG